GGUGUCAGCCUGGAUUGUGUUCAUUGAAGGAAACUGUAUUCUCUAACAGUGCUUGGGAAUAGGAGCAGGAGGGUUUUCACCAAGUGACAGUCGCUCAGCACUGGGUCUACCCCCUCCUCCUCUGCACACCUGUAAGAUCCUUUUGUCUGGACUGAAUAUUUAAAUUACAUCUCUACUUUGGAAGUUCUUCUUGCAAAUCCCAGGAUUACAAGGUUACUUCAUAUUGAUAGUGAUAAAUGAUCUGACAAUAUGAGGGCAGCUAUCAUUCUCACUUUGUUUGUCACAUUCUGCUACUCCAAGCCCUUCCACCAAAGAGGUAUAUUUGAUUUUAUGCUCGAAGAUGAUGGAUCUGGUAUUGACAUCAAAGAAGAUAUAGAGCCAGUUGGACCUAUGUGCCCAUUCCGCUGUCAGUGUCACCUUCGUGUUGUCCAAUGCUCUGAUAUUGGGCUGGAUCAAGUGCCAAAAAACAUUCCUCCUGAUACCACUUUACUUGAUUUGCAGAACAACAAAAUUUUGGAAAUCAAAGAUGAUGAUUUUAAAAACCUCAAACAGCUUCAUGCAUUAAUCCUUGUUAAUAAUAAAAUCAAGUCAAUCAGUCCUGGUGCUUUUGCUUCUCUGCCAAAACUGGAAAGACUGUACUUAUCCAAAAACAGCUUAAAAGAGCUUCCAACUAAUAUGCCCAAGUCACUUCAAGAGCUACGUGUGCAUGAGAACUUGUUGACCAAAGUAAAGAAGACUGUGUUUGAUGGACUGAAUAACAUGAUUGUAAUCGAACUGGGCACAAAUCCAAUAGAUAGUUCUGGGAUUGAAAAAGGAGCUUUUCAAGGCAUGAAGAAACUAUCCUACCUCCGAAUUGCAGACACUAAUAUAACCAACGUCCCUAAAGGUCUGCCAACUUCUCUAACUGAGCUGCAUCUUGAUGGUAACAAAAUUGCAAAAGUUGAUGCAGACAGUCUCAAUGGCCUGAACAACCUUGCAAAAUUGGGGUUGAGCUACAACAAUAUCAUUACAGUUGAAAAUGGGUCCAUUCCUAAUGUACCCCAUUUACGGGAACUACAUUUAGAUCACAACAGUCUGACACAGGUGCCUGCUGGACUCAAUGAACACAAAUACAUCCAGGUUGUGUACCUCCAUAACAACAAAAUUGCUGCUGUCUCAACAAAUGAUUUCUGCCCCACUGGAUACAACACAAAAAAGGCUUCUUAUUCAGGCAUCAGCCUCUUCAGCAAUCCUGUCCAGUACUGGGAAAUCCAGCCAGCCACAUUCCGAUGUGUAUAUGAACGCUCUGCUAUUCAAAUUGGAAACUACAAGUAAAAGUGAUUUGCUGGCCAAUGUAUUUUAUUUCCAUUAAAUGUUCCUUUGUUUGUCUGCAUAUUUGUUUCAAAAAACCUUAGCAACAAAUAAAAAGUCAAAUACUGGAAAUGGCCCAAAAUAAUAAUUUGUGACCGUGUUUCAUGAAACAUUGGCUUCUUGGAUC
Nanorana parkeri is the source of this 1477-nucleotide messenger RNA. It is a transcript of the gene DCN, whose product is annotated as decorin. NCBI's taxonomy places the organism in Eukaryota, Metazoa, Chordata, Amphibia, Anura, Dicroglossidae. The transcript is spliced from 8 exons. The record is from RefSeq and is a predicted model, not a curated record. Gene Ontology annotation, molecular function: protein binding. Bases 250 to 1314 code for a protein of 354 amino acids.